UAGACUGGGGUUUUGUUUUGCUUGGUGUGGAUCGAUGGGUGCACGAUGUGUGCGCGCGCUUUUCUGCCUCUAUUGUAAAUGGUGAUGGGGAGCGCGGGGGGGCCCCGCAAAGAGUGAAGGGGCGUCACCAUCUGUUCUUAAUUCCCUGGUCAUUGGAUUAGUAGCCCUCGGUGAUGAGAUCAGCAGGAUCAGCUUUCAGGAUGGGGCACUGUACUGGUUUCAGCUGCAGGCUCUUCCCAUCUGGGCUGUCUGUGUCAUGAAGAAGUGGGGGGGGAGGAGGAGCAGGAGCGGGCAGAAAAGAAAGCUGAAGCACAAAAGCGACUGGAGCCUUUGAAGGAACAACAGCAAGGCAGCCAGGGCUGCAAAGGGCAGCCUGCCCAGAGGCCACUUUUCCUUCUGUGGAGAGUUUACAGCGGGGAGUUUCCUGUCUAUGCAGCUCGCCUCGAUUGUCUCUUGCAAACGCGUGGAUCCCACUGAGUAAGGGGACGGGGGAGGGAAUUGGACGCUUCUCUCUGGGCUUCCCUUUCCUCAGGGCCCCCAGCGCGUACCCCACACACCGAUGCAGCUCUCCCACGGCGAUUGAGCUACAACUUCUUUAAAAGUCUUUCAGCUUUAUUUUAUAUAUAUAUAUAUUUUAAGCCUGGCAAGAUCUGCUUUGGCUAACCUACACUGGAGUUCGGACGUUUCCCUUUCUUCCUCCCUCUUUCUCUCUCCUCCUCCUCCCACCUCCCCUGUUGAAGGAAAUACUCUUGCUAAGCCCAAGAAGAUCUUGUUAGCUCUGCCUACUAUCGGCUUCCCUCCUCCUUCCUGGAUUUGAUAUACCCAUAAAGAACCAAUCCAGGACCUACCGGACCAGCCAAGCGAUGCUUUCGUGUUUUCAUGGAGUAUAUUUUCAGAGACAGCUUUAAGAGGGUCCAAAACGGAGCAGGGAGCUGACUUGCCGCUGCCUUCACUUGAGAGCGCUUUCAUGAGUUAACACCGGACCCAGGUCCACCCUUCAUUUCCUGCAGCCAAGCAAUCUGCAGCCAAGCAAUGGGCCAAAAAAUCUCAGGGAGCAUAAAAUCUGUUGAUGUAAGGGAACCCCCUUACAGGCCUGUCAAACGAGAACUGAGGGGCCCAGAUUUCUGCAAACCUGCCCGGCUCGAUAUGCUGCUGGAUAUGCCCCCAGCCCAUUUGGAGGUUCAGUACAAACAUGCAUGGAACAACGAAGACCGGUCCUUAAAUAUAUUUGUAAAGGAAGAUGACAAACUGACAUUUCAUAGACAUCCAGUUGCUCAAAGCACAGACUGCAUCCGAGGAAAAGUUGGCUUUACAAGGGGGCUACACGUCUGGCAAAUUCACUGGCCCACCAGGCAACGAGGAACACAUGCUGUAGUUGGAGUGUCGACAGCAGAAGCUCCAUUGCAUUCUGUAGGAUAUACAUCUUUGGUUGGUAGCAAUAGUGAGUCUUGGGGCUGGGACCUUGGACGUAACAAACUCUAUCACAACUGUAAAAAUCAGCCUGGUGUGACAUAUCCUGUAUUUUUGGAACCAGAUGAGUCUUUUGUACUCCCAGAUUCCUUACUGGUGGUUUUGGAUAUGGAUGAAGGGACACUUAGCUUCAUCGUAGAUGGACAGUACCUUGGAGUGGCCUUCAGGGGACUAAAAGGGAAAAAACUCUAUCCCAUAGUCAGUGCAGUAUGGGGGCACUGUGAAAUUACAAUGAGAUAUAUCAAUGGACUUGAUCCGGAACCCCUGCCUUUAAUGGACCUGUGCCGAAGAUCAAUUCGCUUCGCUCUGGGCAGAGAACGCCUGCAUGAUAUAGAAACUUUACCUUUGCCUCAGUCUCUGAAAAAUUAUUUACAAUAUCAGUAAGACGAAUUCUAGACCUCUAAAUGGUAGAAAUUGUUUACAUCAGAAUAUAAAUCUUCGUGGUGGAUCGUUUGAGUGUUGUUUAAUUUUUUUACAUUUUUUUUAAUCAACCAUGGCAGAACAUUAUGGAGACUACUAAGGAAUGUGAAAACACUUCAAAUUGCUUUUGUUCUUUCAGUGAAAUAAUUGUUGCCUACACUGUUAGCAGCCUUGUUUAUGCAGAAUCCAAAGCUUGUCUUCACAGGUUCGAUCCAAAGUUGUGGUAUAUGUUGGCCUCAGUCUCGCAUUGGAUAUUGACCAAAUGAAAGUCUAAGCCACAGAAGUUGCCUUUAUGUAAGGCUUUUCUUUUGUACAGGUUACUGCAUGGCUAAUUAAAAACUCACAUACAACUGUUGGGAUUUGUCAAAAGUCAGAAUCUUGACUCUUUUUAAAAACAUCUUAAUUAGUAGAUAUGCCAAGUAAUCUCAAUUCCAUAGCCAUCAGCUGUGAUCUAAAGCGCCAUGAAUAUUAGGGGCUUUCUUGUGAAGAAAAAUGCUCCAGAGUGCACACCAGAUUCUCAUGUGCAUUGUAUAAGGGAAUGGGAAACCCUUGUGCAUGUGGAUAAUUGGAGCUGCAUUGGAACUGCUAGAUUGUGGCCUUUACUUUUAGGUGCUCUGCCUUCCAUGCUCUUGGUACAUACAGUACACCACUUGCCAUAUUUUAAAUUAUUUUAUAGAACAGCUGUGUCUUGAUUAUAAAGGUAGUUGAUCUUUCUCUUUUGGAAUUAAUUCAACUGAGUAUAAAUCAAUUAAGCUGCUAUACAUAAAUUUAAGCUGAUUUUGUCCUAUUGUUUCAGUGGGAUGAGAUUUGCUCAAAUCAAUGUUCUUUAGCUUAACAUGCUGAUUAGGCUACAUACUGGCUUUUGUUAAGCAUUGUCAAGACCAAGAUUUUCCUCAAAUAUGUCACUUUUUAUUUUUGAACAAUUUUUUUAUUUGUACUUCAUGAAUUCCAAAUACUACAUUGCCUUUUAAUGUGUAUGUGACAGAGUGUUUUGCUUAUUUGUUCAAGCUCUGUAGAGAGUGACACAUUUAAUUGUUUUCUCACCAGAGUAAGAUGGCAUUAGUCAUCCUCUACACUACUUAAGAUGUAUUAAUAAUUUGCCAGGAUCAACUUAUUUUUAAAGACACUGCCUUUUCCCCCAUUUCCUACUAUGUUCAAAGUUUUCUGCCUGAUCAGUUAUCUAGUUUUUAACUGGAAGUUGUUAUAAUGGCAGGAUGUCGAAUGUUUAUAGACUGAGCUGCCUUCAGCAUAUUUUAAUGUGAAUUUACCGAAGAAUGAAGAAGUUUCUAAUAAAGUCUACUGUCCAAA
Molecule: messenger RNA, 3198 nt
Organism: Hemicordylus capensis (graceful crag lizard)
Lineage: Eukaryota; Metazoa; Chordata; Lepidosauria; Squamata; Cordylidae
Gene: SPSB4
Product: splA/ryanodine receptor domain and SOCS box containing 4
Exons: 3
Coding region: 1033-1854 (273 amino acids)
Biological process (GO): proteasome-mediated ubiquitin-dependent protein catabolic process; intracellular signal transduction
Cellular component (GO): SCF ubiquitin ligase complex
Molecular function (GO): protein binding
Source: RefSeq, a predicted model, not a curated record